UACAUUGUAAAUGAUCAGACCAGACACACUACGAUAGUUUUGAUAAAAAUAGUGGCGCAUUUCAUCUUACAAUGGCAGCCAGGCCUACUCCAACACCACAGGAGUUCUCUGUGAGGGUGCCAAAGAAAAAUACCAAGAAGUUCAGUAUUAUGCGCUUCAAUGCUUCCAGUAACCUUGAUUUUUCGAAGGCAAAACAAGAAAACAUGCAGGCUAAAAUAGGGAGAGAAAACAACUUGAGGGAAUACAAGAACGCAAAUGAUCUAGAAGAUCUUCCUAAGUUUGGUGCUGGCAGUGAGUACGGUAGAGAGCAGAGGGAAGAAGCACGAAGGAAAAAAUAUGGCAUUUUGCUGAAGAAAUACAACCCAGAAGAUCAGCCCUGGCUUUUAAAAGUAAACAAAGGCACUGACCAGCCUAGAAAGUUCAAAGGCACCAAAGAAGGAGGGAUCAAUGACAACACAUCAUAUUUUGUCUUUACACAGGGGCCAGAUCUAGCAUUUGAGGCAUACCCAGUGGAAGAGUGGUACAACUUCAACUCUGUGAUCAAUUAUAAAUAUUUAAACUCAGAGGAGGCAGAGGAAGAAUUUAAUAGGCGAGACAAGACUUUGAAUAUGUUUUCCAUAAUGUUACGGAAGAAAAUGAAGAAUGAAGAUGAUGCAUUGGAUGCUGAAGAAGGAGAAAGCAUUAAAGAUAAGAAGAAAACAAAGAAAAAGAGUGACCUGAUGCUAACUGAAAUGGAAGAUUGGGUGAAUUCAGAUGAAGACGAUAAUGAUGAGGAUGAUGAUGAGGAUGAAGAUGGAAAUAAAGAAAAAGAUGAAGAAGGUAUCCCAAAGAAGAAAGGAAAGGGAAAGAAAUCCAAAAAGAAAAAGGAUGAUGAUGAUGAGGGUGAUGAAGAAGGAAAAGAGGACAGUGAUGAUGGUGACUAUGAUGAUAAAGAAGUGGAUUACAUUACGGAUUCUGAAUCUUCAAGUGACGAGGAAUUUACAGACAAAAGGAAUGAAAAACGAUAUGAUGAAAAAGGUGUUGUAGAUGAGGAAGGUUUAAGAGACCUGAAUGAAUCAGGAGAGAGUGAAGAAGAGACACAGGAGCAAGAGAAAGAUAAAGAAGAUGAGGAUGCUGGAAGUUCAAAAGGGGCCAAGAAAGAGAAACAGGACAGUAGCAGUAGCAGCUCUGACAGUUCAGAUGAAGACCCAGAGGAAGAUGGAGGUUUUGCGUCAGCUUUAUUUAUGCAGCAGAAAAAGAAGAAGCCAUCCAGUCGGAGAGGAUCUACAGGUUCAGAACCUAACAGCAGAAACAACAGUAGAUCCAACACGCCCAUUCCAGGUGAAAAGAAGACUGAAGAUAAAGCUGUUAAAAGAAAAGCAGAAACAGAGAGUCCCUUGGCUAAGAGAGUAAGGACAAGCAGCCCAAUCACUGCAUCGGCAUCCAGUAGUGCCACAUCAGCAGCCUCCACUAGUGGUACUUCUCUAGUGACUAUAAGUAGCUCUGAGGGAAUAACAGAGGAUGCUGUAAAACGAUACCUCCAGAGAAAACCAAUGACUGCCAGAGACUUGACACAAAAAUUCAAGUCUAAGAAAACAGGACUCACUAAUGAGCAACUAGUGACUACUUUAACACAAAUACUUAAAAAACUUAAUCCUGAUAGGAAAAAGAUUAAAGACCAAAUGUACUUUUCCAUCAAAGCAGAUUAAAAAUCCCAUCUAUAGAUAACUCAAGGAUAACUCAAGGUUUUUUGUUAAAUGAAUGGCAGCUGAUAUAAAAAUGAGAUCAUCUCCACAUGGAUAUUCAUAGACAAAAGUGGUUUGAGAUGGUACAUGUAGAUCAUUGGGUCAGUUUUGUUAGUUUGAAGUUUGACUAACAAAAUCAUGAAAAUUAAUUACCAUACGUGCAGAGGCAGACAAAACUGAAGUUUCAUGCGAAACAAAAGUAUUGUUUGGAAUUGCAUGUUUAUUUUUAAGUGGUUGUACCUUUUGUUAAAUAUGUCGCAUGGACUUCUUUUAUAACUUUCAUAAUGCUGAGUGUAAUUGAAUCAAAACAAUUUUGUGAGAAAAUAUUAAAUUAAGAUAUUUAGUUAAGCACUUAUUUUGUAGAUGUAUGAAUUAUGUACCCCUCAAUUUCUCACUUGUGUCUGAUCUUUCACAUGUUCACAAGAGGGACAUGUUAGCACAAUUUCAUGUAUUGAAGCCAAUUGAAUGAAAAGUUCUGACAUGUUGCAAUUUAACACAACUCCCCACAAAUCUACCAGCCCUGGGGGAAUUUUAUCUGUGUAAAUAUAUAACUUCUUUCUUAAUGUUUUUUUUUUUUCAUGCUAACAGGAGUCUGUACAUGUGCCAUUACUACUGUAAAUAAAUUGCAUUGAAUAUAUUUGUCAAUCAAACCUAUAAAAUUA
Molecule: messenger RNA, 2386 nt
Organism: Lingula anatina
Lineage: Eukaryota; Metazoa; Brachiopoda; Lingulata; Lingulida; Lingulidae
Product: general transcription factor IIF subunit 1
Biological process (GO): positive regulation of transcription elongation by RNA polymerase II; transcription initiation at RNA polymerase II promoter
Cellular component (GO): nucleus; transcription factor TFIIF complex
Molecular function (GO): TFIIF-class transcription factor complex binding; DNA binding; RNA polymerase II general transcription initiation factor activity
Source: RefSeq, a predicted model, not a curated record